AUGUCCGACAUUAAGCCUGCCCACCAGAAGGUCAUGCUUCAGAGCAACGACAACGUCUUGCUCGAAGUCGACCGCGUUGUCGCUGAGCGCUCGAUGCUCAUCCGUAACAUGCUUGAGGAUCUCGGCGACGGUGCGCUUGAGGACAACCCCAUUCCCAUUCCCAACGUCAACGAGGCCGUUUUGCGGAAGGUCAUUGAGUGGUGUGAGCACCACCGCAACGACCCCCCCCAGACCGCCGAUGAUGAGAAUGACAGCCGCAAGAAGACAACGGAUAUUGAGGAGUGGGAUCAAAAGUUCAUGCAGGUUGACCAAGAGAUGCUCUUCGAGAUCAUUCUGGCAUCCAACUACCUCGAUAUCAAGCCACUCCUCGAUGUUGGCUGCAAAACAGUUGCCAACAUGAUCAAGGGGAAGUCUCCCGAUGAGAUCCGCAAGACUUUCAACAUCACAAACGACUUCACCCCCGAGGAGGAGGAGCAGAUCCGCCGUGAGAAUGAGUGGGCCGAGGACCGCUAA
This is a messenger RNA of Phialemonium atrogriseum, 513 nucleotides long. RefSeq names its product Skp1 family, dimerization domain-containing protein. Gene Ontology annotation, cellular component: nucleus; cytoplasm. NCBI's taxonomy places the organism in Eukaryota, Fungi, Ascomycota, Sordariomycetes, Cephalothecales, Cephalothecaceae. Gene Ontology annotation, biological process: SCF-dependent proteasomal ubiquitin-dependent protein catabolic process; mitotic cell cycle. The record is from RefSeq and is a predicted model, not a curated record. The transcript has 3 exons. The coding region runs from base 1 to 513 and encodes 170 amino acids. Gene Ontology annotation, molecular function: cullin family protein binding.